CACAUAUUAAAUUAUUAACAUAUGAAUAAGAAAGUAAUUGACAUUUAUUAACUAAGAUAAAAGAAUCUAAUCCAAGAGUUAAAUUAACACAUCUAAAUAAGACCAAUAUUGUUGAUGUUUGGGCACAUAACUUUUAAACUGAAAUUGCAGAAAUCGCUGAUUUAAUUGAAGAAUUUAAUGUCAUCUCUUUAGUAAUCAAUCUAUUUAUUUUAGGAUACAGAAUUUCCAGGAACAGAAUAUGAAUAACCAGAAAGUGAUGAUAAGGUUAUUCUCAUCUUAUUAUUAUAGGAUUAUGAAUAUUUAUAAUUAGUCAGAAAUGUUCAAAAAUAUAAACUCAUUCAAUUAGGAAUUAGUUUAGCAAAUGAAGCAGGAGAAGUACCUUUAGCUAAAAAUACAUGGCAAUUUCAUUUCAAAUUUAAUGCUUAGUAUUAUCUCUAUUAAUAAAUACUUAUAGAUAUGAUUCACUUAUGAGUUCUGUUAAAAAUAUGUUAGAAUAAGCUGGUAUUAGAUUUGAUGAUUUGGCUUCUAAAGGAAUUGAUUAUUCAGAAUUUUGUGAAGUAGUUACAGGCAGUGGUAUUAAUAUUAUUUAUUUAUUAGGAUUAAUUUUAAAUGAUGAUAUUAAAUAUGUAGUAUUUCAUGGUGAAUUUGAUUUUGGAUACUUAUUACAUCUAUUUCAUCAUUCUGGUAUACCAGAUACAUAAGAAGAAUUCUAUAAAAUGAUGAAACUCUAUUUUCCAUCAAUCUAUGAUUUAAAAUAUAUUCUUAAAGAUAACCCUAAAUAUAAAGAUUCAGGUCUUAGUAGAUUAGCUACUAAAAUUGAUGUUACAAGAAUAGGUCCUGAACAUUAAGCAGGCUCUGAUGCUCUAUUAACUCUAUAAUGUUAUUAUUAAAUGAAGUAUUGCUUUCCAGAUUUGUAAAAUGAUUUCGAAAAAAACAUAAAUCUCAUUUAUGGAAUUGGAAAAGGUUAUAUACCAAAUAAGUAUUAAUUAUUCUAUUCUAAAUUCUAGUCGUCGUAAAGCUUAUGCAACAACAACAUAAACUCCAGAUCCAACUUUACAAGUCUAACAAUUAGACUAAGGUUAUUAUUUUACACAAAAUUAUUACAAUGAUGAACAAUAUUAUUAAUAUAAUUAGUAAUACUUGAAUUACAAUUAUUAUGCCCAAUAUCAAAUGCUAGAAACUGAUUAACAAAAGAGAAAAAGUGGUUAUUGA
Messenger RNA from Paramecium sonneborni, 1212 nucleotides. The record is from the annotation of a GenBank genome assembly. NCBI's taxonomy places the organism in Eukaryota, Ciliophora, Oligohymenophorea, Peniculida, Parameciidae.